AGGUCUCGGCCUCCGACAGAACCCACCGCGUGCCGACUCCCAACGCCUGCUUCACCCCAUUUCCCCCAAUUCGAAACCCUAAAACCACCCUUCCCUGCCUCUCUCCAUCCGAUCUCAGCCUUAAGGAGGUCCCCGUUCCAACCCCCCGCCGCCUCGAUUCGUCGCCGUCGCUUAUCCUAUCCGCGAGUACCGAUCGAUCGCGACCCGCUCCAAAUUAAUGCAAAGAAUGAAUUUGCAACAAGGUAGGCCAUUUGCCAAUGGAUAUAGCAGUCGCAGAGUUGAUACAGUGAUGGGGACAAGGAUGGAGAGUAAGACGCAAGUGAGGAAGUCUGCUUCCCCUAAUUUUGUAUCAACAAAUGGCACCAGAGUAGGAAGACCUACAAGCCCAUCACGUGAUCGGCUAAUAUAUGUUUUGACAUGUCUUGUUGGUCACCACGUGGAAGUCCAUGUGAAAAAUGGAUCUAUUAUCUCAGGGAUCUUUCAUGCAACAAAUGCUGAUGGAGAUUUUGAAAUUGUUUUGAAAAUGGCUCAAGUGAUUAAGGAUGGUUCUGUCAGAGAACGGAAGUCGGACCACGAUUCUAUCAAGAAGCCUCAGCCAAUGGUCAUACCUGCAAGAGAACUUGUUCAAGUCCUUGCAAAGGAUGUGUCACUUAGUGAUGAAUUCACGCCUGGGCAGUCAUGUGAAAAGCGGAAAGACCUUAUGAUAGAUUCUGUUAUUUCUCACUCCCAUCAUUUGGAGACGGAGAGGGAGCUGGCUCCCUGGAUGCCUGGUGAAGAUGAUCCUGAAUGUCCGGAAUUGGAGAAUAUAUUUGAUGGAACAUUCGAUAGAAAGUGGGAUCAGUUUGAAACAAAUGAGGCUCUGUUUGGAGUAAAGAGUACCUUUAAUGAGGAACUCUACACUACGAAGCUUGAAAGAGGUCCUCAGAUGAGAGAUCUUGAAAAGAUAGCUUUAAAAAUAGCUAGAGAAAUAGAGGGAGAGGAAACCCAAGAUCUUCAUCUGGCUGAGGAAAGAGGCUUUUCUUACCAUGAUGACUUUAACCUUGACGAGGAGAGUAGAUAUUCAGCUGUCCGUCGGGAAGUCAAUGGUAGUGGAUUAAGAGAAAAUGAAAACUCAGAUAUGGAAGCCUAUGGUUCUGGAAUCAUUGCAGGAUCUCUUGGUCUUGCGACUUCUGGAUCAUGCUCUGAUUCUUUAAGCAAAAAAAAUGGUAAUGAAGCACAAGCAUCAUGUAAUGAAACACAGGCAUCUUCUACCAGUUCAUCAGUGGUUGAGGAGGCAUGCUUGCACACUCUUGCUGAUAAGGGCUUAGGUCUCUCUUCCAUUGAUGCUAGUAGUGAGUUAAAGUCUGACUGUAUUGCAUGGAGUUCAUCCUUGGAGGAUGAGAUCAGGCUGGAUGAUAACCAGAUCAAAGAUCAAGGUGGCAAGAGCGAGCGUAUGGCUAUUCAGGAUUCUCAGACGUCUGAUGAUGUGAAUACGUCAAUAAAAUUGGAGGAAGUAUCUAUAAGUGCCCCUUUGUAUGAUCCUUCAUCUUCUGGUCAAGGAAAUAUAAUUACUGAAUCGUCAGAUUCUCCAGUACGUGGCAAAUUGCCUGCUGCUAGUGAAUCUGUUGACCCCCCUAUACGACAAGGCAGUUCCACUUCAUCUUCUGAGUAUGCACAUGCUGAGUCAAAUCGUCCCUUCUUAUCACCAAGCACUUCAUGUGGAUCAUUAUCUUCAGAAAAGGCAACAUUGAACCCAAAUGCUAAGGAAUUUAAGCUCAAUCCAAAUGCCAAGAGUUUUACCCCAUCAUCUUCUGUGAGGCUACAUGCAGCAAUACCUGAUGGAUCCUUUUAUCAGGCUAGUAAUGUAAAUGCUGUUCAGCAUAUGCAUGGUCUACCUAUGGGAGUGGGGGUUGGUCCAUCAUUUAGCCAUCAGCCUGUCUUUUACAAUCCACAGGCUGCACAGAUACAAUCACCGCAAGCAUACAUCAAUCCUAAUGGGCCAGUGUAUGGCCAGCAGAUGAUUGUUGGGCAGCAUCCACAAUUUUAUUAUGUUCAGAGCUAUCCACCUGAAAUACCACACAAAGGGAGAAAAUUUUAAUAUGUAUGGUUUGUUUGCCUGCUGCUACCACCAUCACUUUGUUAGUGAUUUUUCGUGACCUGCAUUCUGCAAUCACUAAGGAGGAGGACAACUCACAAUCGAACCAAUGGUGGAUUUGGCAUGUUGGCGAAGAUGCCUCGCUGAGAGGAAUUACUUGACUUCACAAUUUGAUCUUUCAUGUGGAUGUAAAUUAUAUAAUUGUCUGCAAGACCUUGAAACAAUGUAGCUAAUGUUAAAACAGCUUUGGGCGCAUAUGAAUUUGAUCAUCCCGGAGAAAGUUGCUCUGGUGGAACAAAUACUUA
This is a messenger RNA of Musa acuminata AAA Group (dessert banana), 2379 nucleotides long. RefSeq names its product polyadenylate-binding protein-interacting protein 4. Gene Ontology annotation, biological process: cytoplasmic stress granule assembly. Lineage: Eukaryota; Viridiplantae; Streptophyta; Magnoliopsida; Zingiberales; Musaceae. Gene Ontology annotation, molecular function: mRNA binding. The transcript has 15 exons. The coding region runs from base 218 to 2077 and encodes 619 amino acids. The record is from RefSeq and is a predicted model, not a curated record. Gene Ontology annotation, cellular component: cytoplasmic stress granule.